Cryphonectria parasitica EP155 is the source of this 561-nucleotide messenger RNA. RefSeq lists its product as uncharacterized. The record is from RefSeq and is a predicted model, not a curated record. NCBI's taxonomy places the organism in Eukaryota, Fungi, Ascomycota, Sordariomycetes, Diaporthales, Cryphonectriaceae. The coding region runs from base 1 to 561 and encodes 186 amino acids. The transcript has 4 exons.
AUGCCCUACAAAGUUGAUCGAGGCGCCGUGCACGCCAACUCCUCCCAUCGAGUUUCCUCCGCCCUGCCAGACACGGAGCAACUCAAUGGCGCCUCCCUCUGUGGCUGCGAACGCCUCUUUCCUCCAGAUAUGGGCGCCACGAUCAUGGGUGGAUGGAUCGUCGAGAAACUGUUCGGAGCGGACAUUCGCACCCAGGACAGAUCUCGCUACCUCCAACUCUCGGAAGCCACGACGGCGGUGUCCACCCCGAGCUUGAACUUUGAUAAUGCUAUUAUGGCCGCUCUCUCAGAGCUCUUUGGCCCGCAGGUCGCCGAUGCCAUUAUUGCCACCGACAAGUAUAAGAGCGAGAUGGCCUCCGAGAGCGUGGUGCUCUGCAUCGCUCUACAAGCCGAGUAUUCUGGAUCUAGAGAUUGCGAGUUCCUUGCUUCGGUGUAUGACAUUAGUCUCCAAGAGGUGGUUGUUGGCCCUGUAUCUGACCCAAUUCAGAUCAUGCUCGCGAGCCAUGGUUUAUUGACACGGUCCUUUCAGCGUGAUGUGCUCUGCAUGGAUAUGGUGAGCUAG